AUGUCCUCUGACUCGCGUGAAAUCGGAACCCUCAUUGCUGUCAUCCUUAAAGCUCGAAAUCUACCUAACAAGAGACACAUCGGAAAGCAGGAUCCAUACUGCUCUAUCGAACUAAACGGGGAGAAACGUAGGACCAAGGCCAUCAAGCGAGGUGGCCAGCAUCCGGAGUGGGACGAAGAGAUUCGGUUCACGCUCUAUGAAGAUGUUGAGGAUGAACUAGCGCGCACUACCACUGGGGACGGCUCUCCUCCUCCCCCUCCUCCAAAGAAUGGCCGGCCUUCAAAGAGGAUCAAGGGCGCAAAGAAUAUGGCCAUUGCAUGCUUCGCUGAUGAUCCGAGGGAGCCUGAUCUCAUUGGUGAGGCUAUAGUAGAUCUGACAGAGGUUUUGACCAAGGGAGAGACCGAUGAAUGGUUCACUCUCACCAACAAAGACAAGUACUGCGGCGAAGUGUACCUUGAGUUAACAUUUUGGUCUAACGAGCGUCCUCCGGAGAAGAAGGUCACGCCAAAGCCAAGUAAGAUACUCAAACAAUAUGGCGGACCUGGGUCAUUCGCUCCAUCUGGCGAUGCAUCUAGACAAUCUAGGCCGUCGCGCGCAACUUCGUUAUCUGGCAGCUUUGCGUCCGAGGACUCUCAGUGGGAUUCGCUGCCGUCCUCUUUGAGACCAUCCUCAUCCCAUGUACAAGUAGAUCUGUAUGUGCCACCUUAUGAGCACACUGUCAGGGGGCGAUCACCACGCAUAUCUUCAGUCGACCAAAUCACAAGCGAUUUUGGUGAGCUAGGAGUGUCAGAGCCGAGGGGAAGGAGGGAGACCUAUCCUCAGAAUCAAAGUGGUUUUCCUGCAAGGCCUGCUACUUCGGCAGGUUACUCUCUCCCUUCUUCGACAUCUUCCCGUAAUUUCCCAGAGGCAGACAACUCCUGGCCCGACAGAGCUCUGCACUCAUAUGAUCAAUCCAUACCGCCCGGACAGCAAUACAGCGCUGACUCAGUUUCGACAAGUUACACAUAUCGCCCACAGUCAAGUUAUCAAGCACCAUAUGAGCCUGGCCCUCAAAUGUCUACCUUCUCUUAUCCAUCACAACAACAUCGUGGUCCGCGUUAUAGUGUACCUACGGCAUCAUCAGGGUUCAUGCCCGUGCCCUCUACCUCUGAGCCGUUGUCUCUCACGUUGCCGUCACAUAUGUCUGACCCAU
This is a messenger RNA of Heterobasidion irregulare TC 32-1, 1192 nucleotides long. RefSeq lists its product as uncharacterized. Lineage: Eukaryota; Fungi; Basidiomycota; Agaricomycetes; Russulales; Bondarzewiaceae. The record is from RefSeq and is a predicted model, not a curated record. The annotation marks the transcript as partial. The transcript has 5 exons.